GACUUGGCUUAGUUUCCUCCGACCGCUCCGGCGGCGUCGCCGUUUCCCCGUUUCACAUUCUAGCCUCCGAACCCUCCUCUCCGGCCGUUUCCCUCGCCGGGUGACCCGACCUCGGUGGCUCCCUCUCUCUCUAUCUCUCACCCCUGUCCCCUACCUCGAGAGGUCUCGAGGGCGCCAUGGACGAUGACGACGAGAUGGAGGAGGCAUUCGAAGAAGGGUUCUUUCUUGGGUUCGAGAUCGAUCUCGAGUACGAGUUCGACGCUGCGCGAUACUUCGACUUCGGCCGGGCGGAAAACCCGGCAGAGGCUCGCGCCGCCGAGCUCUGGUUCGAGACCGCCGGGAGCUACCCUCCCUCCCCGCUAGUAGUAAAAGUGAACUUCAAAAAGUAUAUUCCAAUAGAAAAUGGAGACACCCAUUCAAAUCUUAAAGAUUCAGAAUGUGCUAAUCCUAUCAAUGCUGAAUUGGAUGAUGGAAUUGGCCCUGAGCUCUCAGUAUUGUAUGACAAUGAUAAAGGAUUGGAACAUGCUUGUAUGCUUGAAAGUGUUUCCAAAGUUAGUAGUAGAUCUAUUACUAAGGGCCCUUUCUUAAAAGAUUCAACUUUGAUGAAGCCUACUGCUAGUCAAUUGGCCAAGCAAAACCAACCACAUGUGAAGAAUGCCAAUGCCAGCAGGUCUCGAAAAACAGCAGCAGUCAAAAGCAACAGAAAGCAAGAUCCAAGCAGUUAUCUGCAUCAAGCUGCCAAAAGGCAAAAACUAGAGAGUGGUCAUCUAUGCAAGGCGUUGCAUAUACUUAAUGCAAGGACACAACUUGAUUUGGUUCACAAAGUUCCAGAAAAGAAAAUUGGGCCUGCUGAUUUUCCUCGGUUGAAACUCACAAUUCCAAAAGAACCUGUGCUGGAAACUGCAAGAAGGGCUCGAAAUUUCAGGGCUCAAAGGUCCAGCAAUGCUAAACAUUUACAAGAAGGGAUGGUACCAACCACAUCUACAUUCAAAGCACGCCCUUUAAACCGAAAAAUUCUUGAGGCUCCUUCACUGCUCCUCGCUCAGAAGAGCACUCCACGGAUGCCCAAUUUUAAAGAGUUCAACUUAAGAACCCGUGAGAGAGCUAUUCAACAUUGCUCGGCUAUAUCAUCAUCACUGAACACAGACUGCAGUCAUAUUCCUUCUACUGUACAGGGUGAUGUGACAGAAUCCAAAAGGUUUGAGCAUGAGAAUUCUGGUCCUUCAAAGCUAUCAAAUGAUGAUAAGAAGGCAGAAGACAGCAGAAACGUGUCUUCCAUAUUCAAAGCUCGACCACUAAAUAACAAGAUUUUUUCAGGCAAAGGAGAUUUUGGCAUCUUCCGGAGUACCAAGCGGCAAAUAACAAUACCCAAGGAAUUCAACUUCUCAACUACUGAAAGAUGUGAGCAGGCUCCAUUGACAGAACUUUUCAACAAGCUUUCUUUAGCUUCAGAAGGACAACAGACUACUGCUUCCCAGACAAGGUUUCCACCACCCGCUCAUGUGGCCACCAAGGAUUCGAAAGAGAAUUUGGUAACUCUUGCACAAAAGUAAAAUUGAGGCUUCAUGUGGACAAGUAAAUAUUGCAAAAACUUGGACAAGGGUCCCUAUUUGUGUUGAUUGGAGAAGUUUAUUUCUGAAGGGUACAGUUCUCUUUUUUUUUUUUAAUCCGACUUGGAGUGACAAUAGAUUUUAGGCCAUCUCUGACAGUUCUCUAUAUAAAUUGAGGGAUGGCUGCUAGGAAGUGAAAAUUACAGUUCUUCCAACAAUCAUAGGUGCUGCAAAUUCUUAGAGGCAUUGUUACCCUGAAGCUGAGCUGUGAGCAAUUAAUGGCUCAAUAAAAAUGACAAUCAGAUUUGUACAGCUUUACAUCUUGGAGCAUAAGAUAUUUUUUUGUUAAAUAAAAGGAACUGUGCAUAGAUCAUACAACAAAGCAUUUCUUGGUACAGUUCUACAUUGGGAAUUGUAAUGUACAGUGUCUGUUCCUCAAAAUUGUUAUAUCAAGAUGUAUUUUGCUAUAUUUUAAUAUUUGCUAUAAAAAAUCAUUUAUGAUUUCUUCAC
Elaeis guineensis (African oil palm) is the source of this 2060-nucleotide messenger RNA. The record is from RefSeq and is a predicted model, not a curated record. NCBI's taxonomy places the organism in Eukaryota, Viridiplantae, Streptophyta, Magnoliopsida, Arecales, Arecaceae.